AUGCCAAGGCACGCCGCCCAGCACCCGCACAAUUGUGCACGGCUCGUAUCGUCGCCUCCCCUCGCCUCCCCUCGCCUCCGACCACGCUCCCGCCGCGGCCAUUUAGAAGCCGCCCUCCCCUCGGCUCGCCUCGCCUCGACGACGAGCAGCACUCGUCCAUCCUCCGCAUCGUCUAUCCUCCGCAUCGUCGAUCCUCCGCAUCGUCUAUCCUCCGCAUCGUCGAUCCUCCGCAUCGUCUAUCCUCCGCAUCGUCGAUCCUCCGCAUCGUCUAUCCUCCGCAUCGUCGAUCCUCCGCAUCGUCUAUCCUCCGCAUCGUCGAUCCUCCGCAUCGUCGGUCCUCCGCACCCUCGCCCGCCCGCCCUCGCCCGCCCGCCCACGCACGGCCCGAUGACGACGCUCAUCCUCCCCGCCGCCCUCGCCUCGCCGGCGCUGCGGAAGCGGAGGGCCUACUGCACCGUCCUCACCGACGUCGUCCGCGCCGCCGCCGACGCCCAGGAUGCCCUCGACACCUUCGCCGGCCUGCUGCUCGAGGACCGCAUGUCCCGCUUCACAAAGUUCGACGCCCACGUCGGCGAGGCCGGCUGCCACCUGCGCGCCACCAUGCUCCGCGAGCUCUUCCUCUCCUGCAAGGCCGAGAUGGCCGCCUCGCCCGCGCCGUCGUCGCUGCCGCCCUGGAUGGCCGAGGCCAACGCCCGCCUCUCGACCCUCCGCCGCGCCGCCGAGGACAUGUGCUCGAGGCUGUCCCGCCACCGCGCCGACCCGCGCGACCUCGGCCUCGGCCUCAAGCACGACACCACCGAGCACAUGGUCCGCGUCCUCGCCGGCUCCGACCACCACGCCGCCUCGAAGCCGAGGCUCGACCAGAGACGCCCCUUCGCCUCGCCGCCCUCCUCCUCGCGCCUCGACGACUGCCCCAAGGUGGCCUGGAACCUCCGCAACCGCGGCGUCCUGCUCCGCUUCCUCGUCUACUGCCACGCCCUCUCCAAGUACAAGCAGUUCAUCAUGGGCCCCCUCGGCGGCGCCUGCCGCCUGCGUCCCGAGUGGGCCUCGGACGAGGGAUACCGCCUCAUCGAGCCGUACUGGGACAUGAGCAACGACGCCUACCAGGCGGCCAAGUGCACGCGCAUCCGCUCCGAGCUCAUGUCCCUCCAGGUCUGGAUGUCCAAGCUCAGCUGCGCCUGGCUUCACUCGCUGUCGAACCAGCUCUCGCCGAGCUCCGUCCCUUCGACCUUGGUUCGCUCGUCCAUGGAAACCGCCGACCGAGGCAUCGUCGCCGCCGCCUGCUACCCGGCCUUUGUCCUCCUGCGUCACCUAUGGGCGACGACGCACAGCGACGUGCUGCUCGUCGACCGCCACUUCUGCUCCCGAGGCUUCCACUACCACGUCAUGAGGUGCCGUCUGCGUCUCGUCCCCGACGCCUCCUCGCCCGAGUCCGCCGCCCGCGUCCACUGGAGCCUCGACGAGACCGACGUCCAGGGCCUCGCCGACGACGACGACGACGUCUCGCCGCACAUCGUCGUCAUGGGAAACAGCAUCCGCGGCCCCGCCACGGCCUUUGUCGAUCGCGUCCUGGCCGCCCAAGGAUGCGCCCCGCCCACCUCGAGGCCGCAUCGCGACGACGCCUGCCCCGAGUACCGAGCCCACCAGUCGCAGAUCCGACGCGCCGAUCACGACCGCAUCGCGAGGGCCUUCUUCGCCGCCCACAGGUCCUAUUCGGUUCCCGUCGAGCCCUUCCUCGCGAGGCCCGAGGACGAGGUCAUCGGGACGCUGCUGGCCCGGCUUCCGCCUCACCUCCACGCCCAGCCCUUUCACGACAUGUGGAAGAAGAGCCGGUCGGAAAUCGACGAGCUCGGCGGCGGCCGAGGCAACCUCGCCACCUUUGGCUGGCAGCACGUCUUUACCGAGACCAAGCACGGGCUGGCCCGGCUGCUCGAGAAGUGGAUCGCCGACGAGAACAUGAUGCCGCUGCAUGCGUAG
Drechmeria coniospora is the source of this 1977-nucleotide messenger RNA. RefSeq lists its product as uncharacterized. Bases 1 to 1977 code for a protein of 658 amino acids. The record is from RefSeq and is a predicted model, not a curated record. The transcript is spliced from 4 exons. NCBI's taxonomy places the organism in Eukaryota, Fungi, Ascomycota, Sordariomycetes, Hypocreales, Ophiocordycipitaceae.